Molecule: messenger RNA, 4665 nt
Organism: Knipowitschia caucasica
Lineage: Eukaryota; Metazoa; Chordata; Actinopteri; Gobiiformes; Gobiidae
Source: the annotation of a GenBank genome assembly
AUGCAGGCUCCUGACGUGGGAUCUGUUUUUAGCCUCUCUGGGCAGUGGCCUGAGGUUUCACAGUCUGAGCUCAGAGUCCUGUGCUCCUCGGACUCACAGAGACUCACACAGACUCACAGAGACUCAGAGACCUCCACAGAGACUCACAGAGACUCACAGAGACUCUCAGAGACUCACAGAGACUCUCAGAGACUCUCAGAGACUCACAGAGACUCACAGAGACUCACAGAGACUCUCAGAGACUCACAGAGACUCACACAGACUCACAGACCUCCACAGACUCACAGACCUCCACAGACUUCCACAGACUCACAGACUUCCACAGACUCAGAGACCUCCACAGACUCAGAGACCUCCACAGACUCAGAGACCUCCACAGACUCACAGACCUCCACCUUCACAGACUCACAGACCUCCACAGACUCAGAGACCUCCACAGACUCAGAGACCUCCACAGACUCACAGACCUCCACAGACUCAGAGACCUCCACAGACUCACAGACCUCCACAGACUCACAGACCUCCACAGACCUCCACAGACUCACAGACCUCCACAGACUCAGAGACCUCCACAGACUCACAGACCUCCACAGACCUCCACAGACUCACAGACCUCCACAGACUCAGAGACCUCCACAGACUCACAGACCUCCACAGACUCACAGACCUCCACAGACCUCCACAGACUCAGAGACCUCCACAGACUCACAGACCUCCACAGACCUCCACAGACUCAGAGACCUCCACAGACUCAGAGACCUCCACAGACUCACAGACCUCCACAGACUCACAGACCUCCACAGACUCACAGACCUCCACAGACUCAGAGACCUCCACAGACUCACAGACUUCCACAGACUCACAGACCUCCACAGACUCACAGACCUCCACAGACCUCCACAGACUCACAGACCUCCACAGACUCAGAGACCUCCACAGACCUCCACAGACUCAGAGACCUCCACAGACUCAGAGACCUCCACAGACUCACAGACCUCCACAGACUCACAGACCUCCACAGACUCACAGACCUCCACAGACUCACAGACUUCCACAGACUCACAGACUUCCACAGACUCACAGACCUCCACAGACUCAGAGACCUCCACAGACUCACAGACCCCCACAGACUCACAGACCUCCACAGACUCACAGACCUCCACAGACUCACAGACCUCCACAGACUCACAGACCUCCAGAGACUCAGAGACCUCCACAGACUCAGAGACCUCCACAGACUCAGAGACCUCCACAGACUCAGAGACCUCCAGAGACUCACAGACCUCCACAGACUCACAGACCUCCACAGACUCAGAGACCUCCAGAGACUCACAGACCUCCACAGACUCACAGACCUCCACAGACUCACAGACCUCCACAGACUCACAGACCUCCACAGACUCACAGACCUCCACAGACUCAGAGACCUCCAGAGACUCACAGACCUCCACAGACUCACAGACCCCCACAGACUCACAGACCUCCACAGACUCACAGACCUCCAGAGACUCACAGACCUCCACAGACUCACAGACCUCCACAGACUCACAGACCUCCACAGACUCACAGACCUCCACAGACUCACAGACCCCCACAGACUCACAGACCUCCACAGACUCACAGACCUCCACAGACUCAGAGACCUCCACAGACUCACAGACCUCCACAGACUCACAGACCUCCACAGACUCACAGACCUCCACAGACUCACAGACCUCCACAGACUCACAGACCUCCACAGACUCACAGACCUCCACAGACUCAGAGACCUCCACAGACUCACAGACCUCCACAGACUCACAGACCUCCACAGACUCACAGACCUCCACAGACUCAGAGACCUCCACAGACUCACAGACCUCCACAGACUCAGAGACCUCCACCGACUCACAGACCUCCACAGACUCACAGACCUCCACAGACUCACAGACCUCCACAGACUCAGAGACCUCCACAGACUCAGAGACCUCCACAGACUCACAGACCUCCACAGACUCACAGACCUCCACAGACUCACAGACCUCCACAGACUCAGAGACCUCCACAGACUCAGAGACCUCCACCGACUCACAGACCUCCACAGACUCACAGACCUCCACAGACUCACAGACCUCCACAGACUCAGAGACCUCCACAGACUCACAGACCUCCACAGACUCACAGACCUCCACAGACCUCCACAGACUCACAGACCUCCACAGACUCACAGACCUCCACAGACUCACAGACCUCCACAGACUCACAGACCUCCACAGACUCACAGACCUCCACAGACCUCCACAGACUCACAGACCUCCACAGACUCACAGACCUCCACAGACUCACAGACCUCCACAGACUCACAGACCUCCACAGACUCAGAGACCUCCACAGACUCAGAGACCUCCACAGACCUCCACAGACUCAGAGACCUCCACAGACUCAGAGACCUCCACCGACUCACAGACCUCCACAGACUCACAGACCUCCACAGACUCACAGACCUCCACAGACUCAGAGACCUCCACAGACUCAGAGACCUCCACAGACUCACAGACCUCCACAGACUCACAGACCUCCACAGACUCAGAGACCUCCACAGACUCACAGACCUCCACAGACUCACAGACCUCCACAGACUCACAGACCUCCACAGACUCAGAGACCUCCACAGACUCACAGACCUCCACAGACUCACAGACCUCCACAGACUCACAGACCCCCACAGACUCAGAGACCUCCACAGACUCACAGACCUCCACAGACUCACAGACCUCCACAGACUCAGAGACCUCCACAGACCUCCACAGACUCAGAGACCUCCACAGACUCAGAGACCUCCACAGACUCAGAGACCUCCACAGACUCAGAGACCUCCACAGACUCACAGACCUCCACAGACUCACAGACCUCCAGAGACUCACAGACCUCCACAGACUCACAGACCUCCACAGACUCAGAGACCUCCACAGACUCACAGACCUCCACAGACUCACAGACCUCCACAGACUCAGAGACCUCCACAGACCUCCACAGACUCACAGACCUCCACAGACUCAGAGACCUCCAGAGACUCACAGACCUCCACAGACUCAGAGACCUCCACAGACUCAGAGACCUCCACAGACUCACAGACCUCCACAGACUCACAGACCUCCACAGACUCAAAGACCUCCACAGACUCAGAGACCUCCACAGACCUCCACAGACUCACAGACCUCCACAGACUCAGAGACCUCCAGAGACUCACAGACCUCCACAGACUCAGAGACCUCCACAGACUCACAGACCUCCACAGACUCACAGACCUCCACAGACUCACAGACCUCCACAGACUCACAGACCUCCACAGACUCAGAGACCUCCACAGACUCACAGACCUCCAGAGACUCAGAGACCUCCACAGACUCACAGACCUCCACAGACUCAGAGACCUCCAGAGACUCACAGACCUCCACAGACUCAGAGACCUCCACAGACUCAGAGACCUCCACAGACUCAGAGACCUCCACAGACUCACAGACCUCCACAGACUCACAGACCUCCACAGACUCAAAGACCUCCACAGACUCAGAGACCUCCACAGACUCACAGACCUCCACAGACUCACAGACCUCCACAGACUCACAGACCUCCACAGACUCACAGACCUCCACAGACUCAGAGACCUCCACAGACUCACAGACCUCCACAGACUCAGAGACCUCCACAGACUCACAGACCUCCACAGACUCAGAGACCUCCACAGACUCAGAGACCUCCAGAGACUCAGAGACCUCCACAGACUCACAGACCUCCACAGACUCAGAGACCUCCACAGACUCACAGACCUCCACAGACUCAGAGACCUCCACAGACUCACAGACCUCCACAGACUCACAGACCUCCACAGACUCAGAGACCUCCACAGACUCACAGACCUCCACAGACUCAGAGACCUCCACAGACUCAGAGACCUCCACCGACUCAGAGACCUCCACAGAGACUCACAGACCUCCACAGACUCAGAGACCUCCACAGACUCAGAGACCCCCACAGACUCACAGACCUCCACAGACUCACAGACCUCCACAGACUCACAGACCUCCACAGACUCAGAGACCUCCACAGACUCACAGACCUCCACAGACUCAGAGACCUCCACAGACUCAGAGACCUCCACAGACUCACAGACCUCCACAGACUCAGAGACCUCCACAGACUCACAGACCUCCACAGACUCAGAGACCUCCACAGACUCAGAGACCUCCACCGACUCAGAGACCUCCACAGAGACUCACAGACCUCCACAGACUCAGAGACCUCCACAGACUCAGAGACCCCCACAGACUCACAGACCUCCACAGACUCACAGACCUCCACAGACUCACAGACCUCCACAGACUCAGAGACCUCCACAGACUCACAGACCCCCACAGACUCACAGACCUCCACAGACUCACAGACCUCCACAGACUCACAGACCUCCACAGACUCAGAGACCUCCAGAGACUCAGAGACCUCCACAGACUCACAGACCUCCACAGACUCACAGACCUCCACAGACUCAGAGACCUCCACAGACUCACAGACCUCCACAGACUCAGAGACCUCCACAGACUCAGAGACCUCCACAGACUCAGAGACCUCCACAGACUCACAGACCUCCAACCAUCUGUCUUCUCAACAGGAUCAGUAAGAAUAUAA